This is a messenger RNA of Chanos chanos (milkfish), 1472 nucleotides long. RefSeq names its product microsomal glutathione S-transferase 1.1 (gene mgst1.1). The record is from RefSeq and is a predicted model, not a curated record. Gene Ontology annotation, cellular component: mitochondrion; membrane. The transcript has 4 exons. Gene Ontology annotation, molecular function: glutathione transferase activity. NCBI's taxonomy places the organism in Eukaryota, Metazoa, Chordata, Actinopteri, Gonorynchiformes, Chanidae. Bases 609 to 1076 code for a protein of 155 amino acids.
UGCAUUUUCCAGGCCAGUUUCCAGAAGAUAUUUAAAUCCUUUAAAGUAUUUUGUAAGAACUUUUACACUGAAUUCUUUUAUCAAGAGAAGUCCUCUAAAGUCCCCUAAUCAUAUUACGUAUUUUGUGACACUUUUAACAUUGUUCAUUUUUGUUUCGUCGUAUUAAAACUGCAUAUACGCAGUUAUCUUAUCUUUGUUAAUCAUUACAAAGUUUCAGUUUCUCGACAGAGCAUUCCGUCUCACAUACGAUCGUUUUACAGAAUAGAGUAUUAGGUUGCAAUCGUGUUGUUACUUGAUCCACAGGUUUACGACCUAAACUAAGUUUGGUGGUAGGUUUUUUUUUUUUUUUUUUUUUUGCCCAGCUCUUCGUUACGCAAGAUAUAGCAACUUCCAAGGUUUCCGUAGUCCAACUUCGCGCUUUUGGGAGUUGAGCAGGAGUGCCAAGCUGAAACACAGAUACUGAAUUUAUUCUCUGUCAAGAAGGUAGGACGCUGCUGUCUUUAAAAUUGGAAGCCAUAUACUUUUACUGAAGCUUUUGCAGAAGCUCCUUGGUUGUCUGAAGAACUCGGUGUCCAUUUACUUUUUGGUCGAAACGGUCUUUGGUAGACAUGGCAGAAGUCGUGCACAUGAUUGACAACGAGGUCUUCCUGGCUUUCUCCACCUAUGCCACCAUCGUCAUCCUCAAAAUGAUGCUUAUGUCCCCCAUGACGUCAUACUUACGUUUGACGAAAAAGGUUUUCGCAAACUUGGAGGACACCACUUUGGUCACUUCCACAGAGGACAAAAAGAAGAUGGUCAGGGUAGAUCCUGAUGUGGAGCGGGUACGAAGGUGCCAUCAGAAUGACCUAGAGAACAUCAUUCCCUUUGUGCUGAUUGGACUACUCUAUACUCUGACAGGGCCAGAUCUCUCCAUAGCACUGCUGCACUUCCGUGCAUUUGUAUGCUCUCGUCUGUUCCACACAGUGUCCUAUGUACUGGCCCUGCCCCAGCCCAGCAGAGCUCUGUCUUGGAUGGUGGGAAUGGCAGUCACCAUCUCCAUGGCUUACAGGGUCCUCACCACUGCAGUGUAUCUGUGAAGGAUGCAGUGCAUAGUUUGGUAAAGCUUUCAUGAGCAGUUAUGCCUGCAGACAUGACUGCUUGUGAUAUCUUGGUGUUUACAGAUGUGCUGAAUACCCUUGAGGCCAAUAGGCAGGAAUAAGACUGUUCAUACAUUUUACAGUCAAGAAUCAGAUACAAAACUGCCAUGAUAUUUUUAAAAUCACUCCAGUUGCUUUUUCUCUGUCUUUUUUGUUUUUUGUAAAUCUUGGCAACAUGUCCUAAUUCCACUCAUUGCUGGUUGGUGUGAUUUGGCUUUAUGACUUGUGUCUGGUCAUUUUAGAAGGAUGAUGUCAAACAUUAAGUAAAUUUUGUAAUGAAACAGAUUACUGACAAGUAAUGCAAAUAAAUGCUAUUUGAUUGAGCAAAGUUGAAUA